UUUGGGAGUCAUUUGUACUGUUGAUUUUAAAUGAAUAAUUGCUUUUUUCGAAGUGUUCUUCGUGUGGUUUACGUGUGGUAAAUACCGAUUCAGUGAUUAUGGGUGGUGAAGAAGGCCUUGGAGUGACUACAGGUCAACCGAAUCUUUAUAAACAAGAUCUCUCAAAACUAGAUGUUAGUAAAUUAACUACAUUAUCUCGUGAAGUUAUUAGCAGACAAGCAACAAUUAAUAUUGGUACUAUUGGUCAUGUAGCGCAUGGAAAGUCUACAAUUGUAAAAGCUAUAUCAGGAGUACAAACUGUUCGUUUUAAAAAUGAAUUAGAGAGAAAUAUUACAAUCAAACUUGGAUAUGCAAAUGCAAAGAUUUACAAAUGUGAUAAUGAAAAAUGCCCAAGACCGGGAUGUUACAUAUCUGGAGGAUCAAGUAAAGAUGAUUCGUUUCCUUGUUUACGACCAGUUUGUUCUGGGCGAUUUCAACUGGUACGUCAUGUGUCCUUUGUCGAUUGUCCUGGGCACGAUAUCCUUAUGGCAACUAUGCUAAACGGUGCUGCAGUGAUGGAUGCAGCUUUACUUUUAAUUGCUGGCAAUGAAUCGUGUCCUCAGCCUCAGACAUCAGAACAUUUGGCUGCUAUUGAGAUUAUGAAACUGAAACACAUUGUAAUCCUGCAGAACAAAAUAGAUUUGGUAAAAGAAGCUCAAGCAAAGGAACAAUACGAACAAAUCUUGAAAUUUGUUCAAGGUACCGUUGCUGAAGGAGCACCUGUAAUACCAAUUUCCGCUCAAUUAAAGUAUAAUAUUGAAGUAUUAUGCGAAUAUAUCACUAAGAAAAUUCCAGUACCUAUAAGAGAUUUUACUUCUGAACCGAGAUUAAUCGUAAUUCGAUCAUUCGAUGUAAAUAAACCCGGUUGUGAAGUUGAUGAUCUCAAAGGAGGCGUUGCUGGAGGAAGUAUUUUAAGAGGAGUAUUAAAAGUGGGUAUGGAAAUUGAAGUUCGCCCUGGGUUAGUGUCCAAGGAUAGUGAAGGAAAAUUGACUUGUCGACCUAUAUUUUCGCGGAUAGUAUCAUUAUUUGCAGAGCAAAAUGAACUUCAGUUUGCUGUUCCUGGUGGUCUUAUUGGUGUUGGAACAAAAAUUGAACCUACAUUAUGUCGGGCAGAUCGUUUAGUCGGUCUUUUGGGAGCCGUAGGAGCUCUGCCAAAAAUAUUUAUUGAACUUGAGAUAUCAUAUUAUCUUUUGAAACGAUUAUUGGGAGUUAGAACAGAAGGUGACAAAAAGGUACCAAAAUUAUCGAGAAAUGAAGUACUAUUAGUAAAUAUUGGAUCAUUAAGUACUGGAGGUCGUGUAUUGGCCACUCGUGCUGAUUUAGCUAAAAUCAGUUUAACAAAUCCUGUCUGUACAGAAAUCGACGAAAAGAUUGCAUUGUCGCGUCGUGUUGAGAAACAUUGGCGUUUAAUUGGUUGGGGUCAAAUUUGUGGCGGACAAACUAUAGAACCAGUUAUUGACCGAAAAUAACUUCAGAAAUAUACAUAAAGCAUUCAAAUUUAAUAUAAAGAGAUUUAACGUAAUUUCUACAACGUAAAAUGUUGCUUGAAAUGUUUAUAAUAAAGUAUGAAAUACAUAUUA
Messenger RNA from Osmia bicornis bicornis, 1619 nucleotides. It is a transcript of the gene Su(var)3-9, whose product is annotated as eukaryotic translation initiation factor 2 subunit 3. The record is from RefSeq and is a predicted model, not a curated record. Gene Ontology annotation, molecular function: GTP binding; tRNA binding; translation initiation factor activity. Lineage: Eukaryota; Metazoa; Arthropoda; Insecta; Hymenoptera; Megachilidae. Gene Ontology annotation, biological process: formation of translation preinitiation complex; positive regulation of translational fidelity. Gene Ontology annotation, cellular component: cytosol; eukaryotic translation initiation factor 2 complex.